Messenger RNA from Dictyostelium discoideum AX4, 411 nucleotides. RefSeq lists its product as hypothetical. Lineage: Eukaryota; Evosea; Eumycetozoa; Dictyosteliales; Dictyosteliaceae. The record is from RefSeq and is a predicted model, not a curated record. The transcript has a single exon. Bases 1 to 411 code for a protein of 136 amino acids.
AUGAAACUUUAUAUCUUUAAGAAAUUAUUAUCAAUAAUUUUACUAUCAAUUAUUUUUCUUAUAAAUAUUUCAAAAACAGAAGAAAGUUCAAGUUCAGAAUAUAUCCUAGAUUUCAUUUAUGUUGAACAAUAUGGUGGAAAAGGUUGUAAUUCAAAAACUGGUGAAACUGUAGUCGAUGAUAAUUAUUGUGCAUUUAUAAAUGAUUACCCAACAAUAAUAAAUACAACUGCAAAUGGUGAAAGUUUCUAUUUUUCAGUUUUCAAUUCAGAUGAUUACCUUUGUUCUAAUGGUCACAUUGAAAGACAACAUGUUAAAAUAAAUACAUGUUUCGCUUCUUGUCCAAAAGGAUGUACAGAUUUUAAUGUAUAUAUUAAAUAUCAACCUGCAUUAUCAAUAAAAAUAAAUAAUUAA